This is a messenger RNA of Saccharomyces mikatae IFO 1815, 672 nucleotides long. RefSeq lists its product as uncharacterized. The transcript has a single exon. Bases 1 to 672 code for a protein of 223 amino acids. Lineage: Eukaryota; Fungi; Ascomycota; Saccharomycetes; Saccharomycetales; Saccharomycetaceae. The record is from RefSeq and is a predicted model, not a curated record.
AUGAUGAAAGAGAAAACAGUGCCGAAAUUUCAGACAAAAGUGAACGACACAUGUUCGAAUGACAGACGGGAAUCUAAUAACGGAGAAGAAAGCCUUCCGCUGGGACAAUUAGAAGCAAAACGUCAGAAGGGAAGAGAAAAAAGUCACCCAGACUCCACUGCUACUGGGAAGGGCAAUUCUAACACGCUGCCAAUCAAAAACUUGAGCAUGCCUCUAGUAAGUAACCCAUUAACAGUCAGUGUCAGCAAAGGUAACACUGCGUACGAAAGAAGUGUGAACGGUAGCCGUAUAACAAUGCACUCAAACCUGGUACCUACUGAGACUCAGGACGUGUCGUGGUCUGAAAUCGAUACACUAGAUGACGUGAAGAAGAUGGCAAAAGAACCUAUCAUCAACGACGGGUUUCCAACAGAUUUUGAGGAUAGCCUCACAAAAAUGCGUCGCUCGCACGCUCAGUUGCUACGCUUAAUGAGAGAAAGAAAUCAGCGGCUAAAGUGUGUCAAACCCGUCCUUUCCGCGAUGUUGAGGAACCCUUCUCAAAAAUGUCAACAUGAUGCUUCAAUGGAUCAGGGACGAGAACCACAACCGGAGUUGGAUGACCCGGAAAUCACACUUGACGGGGAGAAUUACGUAAGCCAGAUUGUUGAUACCAUCAAGGGCCUUCACCGUUGA